Messenger RNA from Physcomitrium patens, 1438 nucleotides. Its product is annotated as large ribosomal subunit protein uL4. Gene Ontology annotation, molecular function: structural constituent of ribosome. Gene Ontology annotation, cellular component: ribosome. Gene Ontology annotation, biological process: translation. The record is from RefSeq and is a predicted model, not a curated record. Lineage: Eukaryota; Viridiplantae; Streptophyta; Bryopsida; Funariales; Funariaceae.
CAGGGCGUCGAAAUCGGUCUUUUCCUAGUGCAUCGAUCGAUUCGUGCAAGUGUAGCUCGGAGCCUCGAAACGAUCAGCGAUGGCAACUGCUGCAGCUCGCCCUCUGGUGACUGUUCAAAGCGUCGACGGGGCUGAAAAGAGCGCCCAGACUACACUGCCUGCUGUUUUUCUGGCACCAAUUCGCCCGGACGUUGUCGCCACCGUGCACACUGCUUUGGCGAAGAACAAGCGGCAGGCGUACGCCGUGAGCUCGAAAGCAGGGCAUCAAACAUCUGCGGAAUCAUGGGGCACUGGUCGCGCUGUGUCCCGUAUCCCCAGGGUUCCAGGAGGCGGUACGCACCGUGCUGGACAGGGUGCGUUCGGAAACAUGUGCCGUGGUGGUCGCAUGUUUGCGCCCACGCAAAUUUGGCGCCGCUGGCACAGGAAGGUUAACCUAAACCAGAAGAGGUACGCAAUUGCGUCCGCAUUGGCUGCGUCCGCGGUCCCCUCUUUGGUUCUUGCUAGGGGUCACAAGAUUGAGCAGGUUCCUGAGGUGCCGUUGGUCUUGAGCGACGGCGCUGAGGCUAUCGAGAAAACUUCCGCGGCUGUGAAGUUGUUGAAGACUCUCGGUGCCUACACUGAUGUUGAGAAGGUGAAGGCCAGCCACGCAAUUAGGGCUGGCAAGGGUAAGAUGAGGAACAGGAGAUACGUCUCUCGUCGUGGGCCUCUUGUUGUAUAUGGUACUGAGGGUGCCAAGCUUGUGAAGGCCUUCAGGAACAUUCCUGGUGUUGAGGUGGUUUCUGUUAAUCGUUUGAACCUUCUCCAGCUCGCUCCAGGUGGUCACCUUGGACGAUUCAUUGUCUGGACCAAGUCGGCUUUUGAGAAAUUGGACGAUAUCUUUGGCACCCAAGAGAAGAAGUCCCUCCUCAAGAAAGACUACAUCCUCCCCAGGAACAUCAUGGGUAACCCUGACUUGGGUAGGAUCAUCAAUUCUGACGAGGUCCAGAGUGUCGUCCGUCCUACCAAGGUCGACACCAAGAGGCGUGCACUGAAGAAAAAUCCUUUGAAGAAUUUGGGAGCUCUUCUGAAGCUCAACCCUUAUGCCAAGACUGCCAGGAGGAUGGAGCUUUUGUCUCAGGAGAGACAGGCGAAGGCGAAGGUCGAGAAGUUGCAGAGCAAGAGGAGUCAGCUCAAGCCCGAGGAGAAGGAGUUGAUCAAGAAGCAGGGGGCUUCAUGGUACAAGACCAUGGUUUCAGACUCAGAAUACACGGAGUUCGAGAACUUUACCAAGUGGUUGGGCGUUUCUCAGUAAAUAGAUUAUUGAUAGUUGCUUUUCGCGUGUACUGGACUUAUUCGAUGGAAUCUUUCUCGGUUUCUCUUGCUCGAGUAGAGGCUCACUCGAUUAUAAACUGUAAGCGUGUCCUUUUAAUGAGAUUAAUCCGGCUUGUCAAUCUGUUCA